Molecule: messenger RNA, 189 nt
Organism: Trichoderma gamsii
Lineage: Eukaryota; Fungi; Ascomycota; Sordariomycetes; Hypocreales; Hypocreaceae
Exons: 1
Coding region: 1-189 (62 amino acids)
Source: RefSeq, a predicted model, not a curated record
AUGCACUCGUUCCCGCAGAUGCAAUUACUGGCGGCUUUCUUGUGUAGCCCUCUUCACGCUGUCGAGAAAGCUAGUCCAACCAUUGCGUCCGAAGCGCUUCAACAGCUCCAAUUCCCUUGCGUCGUCUACUAUGCUGAGAUCGUUCUGCUGAUUGGGGUCAUCUGCAGGCCAGGAUCUGCUCGGGUCUAA